This is a messenger RNA of Meriones unguiculatus (Mongolian gerbil), 618 nucleotides long. Its product is annotated as olfactory receptor 7A17-like. Gene Ontology annotation, molecular function: olfactory receptor activity; G protein-coupled receptor activity. The coding region runs from base 1 to 618 and encodes 205 amino acids. Gene Ontology annotation, cellular component: membrane. The transcript has a single exon. The record is from RefSeq and is a predicted model, not a curated record. NCBI's taxonomy places the organism in Eukaryota, Metazoa, Chordata, Mammalia, Rodentia, Muridae. Gene Ontology annotation, biological process: G protein-coupled receptor signaling pathway.
AUGGAACCAAGAAAUGACACUCAGCUCUCAGAAUUCCUUCUUCUGGGAUUUUCUGAAAAUCAACCUCAAAUUCGUUUUCUCAUAUUUGGACUUUUUCUCUGCAUGUACCUAGCGACUAUCUUUGGCAACCUAUUCAUCAUCAUGGCCAUCAUUGUAGACUCUUAUCUGCACACACCCAUGUAUAUCUUCCUCUCCAAUCUAUCCUUUGCUGAUAUAUGCUUCACUUCCACCACUAUUCCACAGAUGCUGGUGAACAUUCAGACACAGAACAAGGACAUCACCUAUGCAUGCUGCAUCACCCAGGUAUAUUUCUUACUACUUCUUUCAGUAUUGGAUGUCUUUCUGCUGACUGUGAUGGCCUAUGACCGCUAUGUGGCUAUCUGUCACCCCCUGCGUUACAUGAUCAUCAUGAACAUAAGACGCUGUGGAUUACUGAUACUGGCAUGCUGGAUCAUAAGUGUUCUGAAUUCCUUGUUACUCAGCUUUUUGGUACUGCGGCUGUCAUUCUGCACGGAUGUAGAAAUCCCUCACUUUUACUGUGAACUUAAUCAGGUUGUACACCAGGCCUGUUCUGACACCUUUCUUAAUGACAUAGUCAUUUACAUUGCAGCCAUGUAA